AUGAAACAGUCCCUUCCUGAUGAUACAACAAAAUUAAUAGAAAAAGUAUUCAAGAAUGGUAAUAAAAUUUCUAUUGUGACUGAAGAAUCAACAACAAAUUAUCAACACAAAUUAUCAUGUCGUCGUACUUAUUCGAGUAAUAGUAUUAAAGUCAAGAAAGUAGAAGUAGAAGCUUCUAGUUUUAUAAAAAUGAAAAUGCUAGGCAGAGGGGAUGUUGGUAGGGUUUAUAUGGUAAAGCAAAAAGAAACGAAUAAGAUAUAUGCUAUGAAAGUAAUCUCAAAGGGAGAAAUGAUUAGAAGAAAUAAGAUCAAAAGAGCUUUAGCAGAACAGGAAAUUCUUACCAUCUCGAAUCACCCUUUUAUUGUCGCUCUUUAUCAUUCAUUCCAAAGCUAUCAUUAUCUUUAUUUUGUAAUAGAAUAUUGUGUAGGUGGUGAAUUCUUUCGAGCACUUCAAGCAAGACCAGGGAAAUGUUUAAGAGAAGAAGAAGCAAAAUUUUACGCAGCUGAAGUUACGGCAGCUUUAGAAUAUUUACAUCUUCAAGGAUAUAUCUAUAGAGAUUUGAAACCAGAAAAUAUCCUGCUUCAUCAAAGUGGACAUAUUAUGUUGACUGACUUUGAUCUUAGUAAAGGAUCUCAUCCCCCACAAAAGCCUGGUAUCGUCAAGUCCAAAUCUAGACAUAUACCACCUUCUAUUGAUACAAAAAGCUGUGUUAUUAACCUUCGAACGAAUAGUUUUGUGGGUACAGAAGAGUAUAUUGCCCCUGAAGUGAUUAAAGGCUGUGGACAUACAAGUGCAGUAGAUUGGUGGACACUAGGCAUUUUAAUCUAUGAAAUGCUGUUUGGGAUAACUCCCUUUAAGGGCUUGGAAAGAAAUGAAACAUUUUCUCGUAUACUUUACUCUGACCUUCACUUUAGUCAUCAACCUGCACCUUAUCAUCAAUAUGCUAUCACCAAUAAUGCUAAAAAUAUGAUUCGAAAACUAUUACACAAGGAUGAAAAUAAACGAUUAGGAAGCUAUGCUGGAGCAUCUGAUGUAAAGAACCAUGUCUUUUUCAAGUCUAUUAAUUUUGCUUUACUUCGACAUUGUCAGCCACCUAUUCAACCUUCUAAUCAUGAAAAAGACUUUUAUUAUCAUAAUAGUAAUAACAGUAGUUUUGAUCUUGAAUCAGAUGAUGAUCUUAUGCUCAACAGUAACCUCGUCUUUCAAAAUAAUCCAUUUAAAGAAUUUAAUUCAGUUACUCUUUAUCAUGAUGGUGAUUCUGAUCAUGAAUACUGUAAUGACUAUAGCUGUUUGUAA
This is a messenger RNA of Cokeromyces recurvatus, 1296 nucleotides long. Its product is annotated as kinase-like domain-containing protein. Gene Ontology annotation, cellular component: nucleus; plasma membrane; cytoplasm. Gene Ontology annotation, biological process: protein phosphorylation. The transcript is spliced from 8 exons. The coding region runs from base 1 to 1296 and encodes 431 amino acids. NCBI's taxonomy places the organism in Eukaryota, Fungi, Mucoromycota, Mucoromycetes, Mucorales, Mucoraceae. Gene Ontology annotation, molecular function: ATP binding; protein serine/threonine kinase activity. The record is from RefSeq and is a predicted model, not a curated record.